Molecule: messenger RNA, 962 nt
Organism: Urocitellus parryii (Arctic ground squirrel)
Lineage: Eukaryota; Metazoa; Chordata; Mammalia; Rodentia; Sciuridae
Source: RefSeq, a predicted model, not a curated record
GCAGGGCAGCAGGGCUGACUGGCCUGGACCUCGGCUUCCCAGCGGGUCUGCAGUGAAGCUCCUUCCACAGAGGGGACAGAGCAGCAGGGACCAUGCAGCCCCCCUCAGCCUGUCCCUGCAGAGGGGGCAUCCCCUGGCAGGGGGUCCUGCUGGCAGUCUCACUGUUAACCUUCUGGAACCCGCACCCCACUGCCCAGCUCACURUUGAACCAGUGCCUUUCAAUGCUGCUGAAGGGACAGACGUUCUUCUACUUGUCCACAAUGUGUCGGAGAAUGCAAUAGGCUACAACUGGUUCAAAGGAAAAACAGCAGAUGGCAGACAUGAAAUUGUAUCAUACAUAGUAUCCAUACAAGUAACUAUCCUAGGGUCUGCAUCCAGUGGAGGAGAGAAAAUAUACCCCAAUGGGUCCCUGCUGUUACAGAAAGUGACACAGAACGACACAGGAUUCUACACCAUGCAAACUGUAACUGCCAAUGCUAGGGUUGAAUCAGCAACUGGAGAGUUCCAUGUACACAGGCKUGUGGCCCAGCCCUCCCUCAGAGCCACCAACACAGAACCACACUCUGUGGCCCUGACCUGCCUCUCAGGUGGCCCUGGACUCUCCAUCACGUGGAUCCUCAACAGCCAGACUCUGCAGCUCACAGACAGGAURCAGCUGUCCCCGGACCACAGGACCCUCCGCAUAGACCCCGUCAGACAGGAGGAUGCCGGGGAGUAUCAGUGUGAGGCCUCCAACCCCGCCAGUUCCACCAGGAGUGACCGCUACAGACUGGCUGUGAUCUCAGCAGAGAGGACCCCAGGCCUCCCUGUGGGGGCCGUSGCUGGCAUCGUGACUGGGGUCCUGGUYGGGGUGGCUCUGGUGGCUGCUCUGGGGUGUUUCCUGCUCCACACAAGAACUGGAAGGGCUGGUGUCCAGCAUGGCCUCAGAGACCCCGGCACCCCAGCAACAUCACAUGGAUAG